Cicer arietinum (chickpea) is the source of this 2067-nucleotide messenger RNA. RefSeq names its product glycosyltransferase BC10. The record is from RefSeq and is a predicted model, not a curated record. Gene Ontology annotation, cellular component: membrane. Gene Ontology annotation, molecular function: glycosyltransferase activity. NCBI's taxonomy places the organism in Eukaryota, Viridiplantae, Streptophyta, Magnoliopsida, Fabales, Fabaceae.
AUGACAUGGAGAGAGACAUGACAGGUUGAAGUUAGCACACAAGAGCGACGGGGGAAGAGAGAACCCCCAAACACAUCCACAAAAGAAUGAGACACACAUUGUUGAAAAUGAAAUGAAAUAAAAUAUAUACACAACAACGGAAUCAACGCUCUCCAAUUGGCGCAACAAAUCUGAACCACCGAUCCGAUCCAAUUCAACACCAUCGUUGACAUUCUCCUCAUCCAACUUCUCUUCAUUCAUUCUUCCAUUUUUCUUCACACUUGCUACUCCUUCCUUAAACCAUUCUAUUAAAUCUUCACCAACCAAUCAUUCUUCAUCGCUUUCUUCCAUUUCCUUUUUUUGCGUGGUUCCCACUCAGAUCCCUGCAUUCGAUCACACUCAGUGAGACAGGGCUGAAUGUAGAUGAAUGUUGUUGUACGGUAACAUGGGGAAGCUGAAGGGGUGUCUUGAACUUAAAUGAAGAAAGAACUUGCAUGGCCGCAGUUCAUACAAAAUCUUCUGAUCAUGGUUGGAUCAAGACACCGAUCACACUUAAAGAGGCCGACUUGGAUUAUCGCUUUAGUGUUCAUAGUGUGCUUUUUUCUGAUUGCUGCUUAUAUUUAUCCGCUACGGAGUCCCUCAACGUGCUCUUUCUUUAACUCUGAAAGUUGUGGUGCUGGUGGUACAAUUAGUCCGCCACCACCCGUGAAGACCCGUGAAUUAACAGAUGCAGAGGUUGAAUCUCGGGUUGUUAUUAACGAAAUUCUUAAGUAUUAUCCUGUUCAAACCAAGGUCCCUAAAGUCGCUUUUUUGUUUUUGACUCCGGGUUCAUUACCUUUCGAGAAGCUUUGGCACAUGUUCUUCGAGGGCCAUGAAGGCAAAUUCUCUGUCUAUGUACAUGCAUCGAAGGAAAAACCGGUACAUAUCAGCCCCUAUUUUGAGGGCCGAGAUAUCCACAGUGAACCGGUAGCUUGGGGGAAAGUUUCUAUGGUUGAGGCAGAAAGGAGACUUUUGGCCAAUGCACUUUUAGACCCUGAUAACCAGCAUUUCGUCUUGUUGUCUGAAAGUUGUAUACCAGUGCGACGCUUUGAUUUUGUGUACAACUACUUGUUAUUAACAAGUGUCAGCUUUAUUGACAGCUAUGUGGAUCCUGGUCCUCAUGGAAAUGGCAGGUAUGUAGAACAUAUGUUGCCUGAAGUAGAAAAGAAGGAUUUUCGAAAGGGUUCACAGUGGUUCUCCAUGAAACGUCAGCAUGCUAUAAUAGUUAUGGCAGACAGCCUCUAUUUUACAAAAUUCAAGCAUCAUUGCAGGCCAAAUAUGGAGGGAAACCGCAACUGCUAUUCCGAUGAGCAUUAUUUGCCGACCUUUUUUAAUAUGCUUGAUCCAGGUGGAAUCGCAAAUUGGUCUGUAACAUAUGUUGAUUGGUCUGAAGGAAAAUGGCAUCCUAAGUCAUUCAGGGUUCAUGAUAUUAAUUAUCAACUCAUGAAAAAAAUAGCAUACAUUGAUGAAAGUCCACAUUAUACAAGUGAUGCAAAGAGAACAGUGGUGAUUACACCGUGCGAAAUAAACGGCUCAAAACGAUCAUGUUAUCUAUUCGCCCGGAAGUUUUAUCCGGAAACUCAGGUUAAAUUGAUUCAACUUUUCGCUAACUCCACAAUAUUCUAAAGUAUUUAUAAUACUUUAUCAUUCUUUGGUGAAUCAACACCAUGUGGUCCCCAGCCUUACCACCAUCUUUGCACAUAUGACAUAUUUUGAGAAGUUCCUGAGGCAAAAUUUGCCUAGGAACACAGAAGCUGAUUCAAUCAAAAUUUGCUUUUCUCUGGGGCUUGAUGGAACUGCUGAGCAUGAGCAUGUCUAUUUGGAUAAUUUGCUGUUCCUAUUUUACAAUAUUAUUUUUUGUAUUUGAAACAUAUAGAUUCUCUAGUAGGAUGAAAAGUUUUGUUAUGCUUGAUAGGCUAGAGAGGGAGGGAUAAGGUUUGGUCUUGAUUUCGACUCUAGAAGCUAACUGUUAUUUAUGAAUGUUGCAUUGAAAUUUUUCUGCAGUGAUGCAUUAUUAAAUAUAAUAGUUCAGCAGUUAUGCAGAGUUUA